Messenger RNA from Beta vulgaris subsp. vulgaris (sugar beet), 1383 nucleotides. RefSeq lists its product as hypothetical. The coding region runs from base 189 to 1106 and encodes 305 amino acids. Lineage: Eukaryota; Viridiplantae; Streptophyta; Magnoliopsida; Caryophyllales; Amaranthaceae. The transcript is spliced from 7 exons. Gene Ontology annotation, cellular component: mitochondrion. The record is from RefSeq and is a predicted model, not a curated record. Gene Ontology annotation, molecular function: protein-containing complex binding.
UCUCCUCUCCCACACAUGCCACUUAAAUUUUAGAGGAUUGAAAUUUCCCCAAUUUAAGAGGAUUGAGACUUGAGAGUGAGCUGUGAAGGUGUGAGUUCGCAGAUAUCUUCUUGUUGAGAGUGUUGUUGAGAGUGUUGACAGGACACAGAAAGCAUAGCAAAUUAGCAAUUAGCAAUUAGCAGAGGAGGAUGUCCAUGUCCUCGGUUAUACCUUCAUCAACCAUUUCUCUUACCCCACCAUCUCUUAAAACCCGACACCUCUUUCCCUCGCUUCCCCUCUUUCGUCUCUCAACUCUUCAGAAUCGGCUCAAGAGUUGUCAUGUCAAGUGUACUUAUUCAGGAACAAACAUAGAGGAGAGCUCCAGAGCUACUACAAUAGAUGUGACAGCUAAUGUUAGAACUGAAAAGCUAGUUGUUUUGGGAGGCAGUGGAUUUGUUGGCUCUGCAAUAUGUAAGGCUGCUGUAUCAAAUGGCAUAGAGGUUGUAAGUCUAAGCAGGUCAGGACGGCCUCGUAUCUCAGAAACUUGGGUAGAUCAGGUUUCCUGGUUGCCAGGUGAUGUUUUUUAUGCUAAUUGGGAUGAAGUCCUUAUUGGAGCGACUGCUGUUGUUUCAACACUGGGAGGUUUUGGAAAUGAGGAGCAAAUGAAAAGGAUCAACGGUGAGGCUAAUGUUGUUGCAGUAACUGCCGCAAAAGAAUAUGGAGUUCCUAAAUACAUCUUGAUAUCAGUGCAUGAUUACAAUUUGCCGCCCUUCUUGCUUGAAUCUGGAUAUUUCACUGGAAAGAGGAAAGCUGAAUCAGAGGUUCUUUCACGAUACCCUAAUGCAGGUGUUGUACUAAGGCCGGCUUUUAUAUAUGGUAAAAGAAGGGUGGAUGGCUUUGAGAUCCCUCUCGACUUGGUAGGGGAGCCGUGGGAAAAGAUUCUGAGUGUUACAGAGAAUCUUACCCGGCCAUUAAAUUCUCUUCCUGCUUCAGACUUGCUUUUGGCGCCUCCUGUUAGCGUCGGUGAUCUUGCACUGGCAGUAAUUAAUGCCGUGAGAGAUGACGACAUGUUUGGUAUCUUUACAAUUGACCAAAUUAAGCAAGCUGCCAAAUACAUCAAGGUGUGACCAUGUACUCAUUUAGAUUGGAGCUUUUCACCAGCAUCACCAACUUCAGCACUUGCUAGAUAGUCAGUCAGCUAAAUAUAUAUAUAUAGUUUGAUGUACGAAGCAGGCUUCCUAGUACUAUUUUCUUACAACCUUAGCCGGUUAGCCCCGAUAGAUUUGUGUAUAUUUGGUCAAUUACAGGGAAUGGUAAGAAUUUUGGGCUACGGAAUCCGUAUCCGUAUGCAUUGGAUAUUCCCCUUUUCCCCCAAGGCCCAAUAUUCAGAUUCUUAUAGUGCCA